AUGUCCCCUUCCCCCCAUCCCCCAGCCCCCCCCUCCCCGGGCAUCCCCUCCCUCUCCUCCCUUCUCCCUUCUCCCGCCCCUCUCACACCCCAAACCCACACCUCACUCCCGAUACCUCCCGCCUCUCUCCUCCCCCUGUCGAAUCUUCCCAACGACGAUACGUCUGCUGCAUCAUACCAUGGGUAUCCAGCCACAGCAGCCCCAGGCUCACGCUCGUUGGCAAAGAGCAAGCCUGCUAUUGCAAAAGGCAGCCAUCCAACGGUUGCGGGUAGCGCCCUGACCAACUACGCCUGCCCAGGCUUCUGGGUAAUUGGCGGCUUUCUCUCGUUCCCCGGCCCUAUCACCGCCUGGAACAGGGUACCGGGCGCUGAUUUGACGGCCAGGCGCUGGAUUACUAUAUCAAUGGCCACGUUGGUUCUGGGCAUCAUCAACACGGUGGGCAACUUCGUUAAAGGGCCAUUGAAGGAGCUGAACGACGCUGUGCCCCACCGAGCGGAAAGUGAUCCGGGUGCGGACGACUUUGGUAAGUCAUCAGGUCUCCGCCCUAGCGCUUCCCUGACUUUCAAAACGACUCAGGUCCUCGUGACCCUCCGCGAGGCCCAGUGA
This is a messenger RNA of Cryptococcus wingfieldii CBS 7118, 606 nucleotides long. RefSeq lists its product as hypothetical. Lineage: Eukaryota; Fungi; Basidiomycota; Tremellomycetes; Tremellales; Cryptococcaceae. The record is from RefSeq and is a predicted model, not a curated record. Bases 1 to 606 code for a protein of 201 amino acids. The transcript is spliced from 5 exons.